Messenger RNA from Mesocestoides corti, 273 nucleotides. The record is from the annotation of a GenBank genome assembly. NCBI's taxonomy places the organism in Eukaryota, Metazoa, Platyhelminthes, Cestoda, Cyclophyllidea, Mesocestoididae.
AUGGCAGAAAUGCGAUACCUCCUCAUCCUCCAACUCUCACCCUACGCCCUUCUCCUCUUUCCGGCUUCCAGUCAGUCCUCUGACGACUUCAAAACACCACUUUCCACACUGCCACCGUACACAUCCGCACUGGUACCAAGCAUCAGCCUGCUCUCCAACAGAGAAUGCCACGUGCUGCAUCGCACCACUGCGUGCACGUUUCCUCUCAAUUCCACAGUGCUCAACACAACUGGCGAUGCUCCAUUCGAUCGCAUUCAAACCCGGCCACCCUAA